Molecule: messenger RNA, 734 nt
Organism: Alnus glutinosa
Lineage: Eukaryota; Viridiplantae; Streptophyta; Magnoliopsida; Fagales; Betulaceae
Product: probable histone H2A.1
Exons: 2
Coding region: 80-484 (134 amino acids)
Cellular component (GO): nucleosome
Molecular function (GO): protein heterodimerization activity; structural constituent of chromatin; DNA binding
Source: RefSeq, a predicted model, not a curated record
UUAUGUUUCAUCUUUAUCUCUUUCCCUCUCUAUUUCCUCUCUGUCUCCGUGACCCUGCGUUAAUUAGUCCCUCAAAUCAAUGGCGGGUCGCGGUAAAACUCUCGGAUCCGGAGCCUCCAAGAAGGCCACUUCUCGGAGCAGCAAGGCCGGCCUCCAAUUCCCUGUCGGCCGUAUCGCCCGGUUCCUGAAGGCCGGCAAAUACGCCGAGCGUGUUGGCGCUGGCGCUCCGGUCUACCUCGCAGCCGUCCUCGAAUACCUAGCCGCCGAGGUUCUUGAGUUGGCUGGAAAUGCAGCUCGGGACAACAAGAAGACCAGGAUUGUACCGCGCCACAUCCAGCUGGCGGUACGGAAUGACGAGGAGCUGAGCAAGCUUCUCGGUGACGUGACGAUUGCUAAUGGUGGUGUCAUGCCCAACAUCCACAACUUGCUACUGCCAAAGAAGACCGGUUCUUCCAAGGCCUCUGGUGCAGACGAUGACUCUUAGAUUGAAGCGAGAGAGUUAGGAACUGCGGAGUUCUACUUGUUGGGAUGGAAUUGAAUGCCUUUUCUUUAAUAGUUUUUAGUUAGGUUUUGAUUCUCUGUGUUUGUGGGGGUUGUAGUUAGGGUUUCAGGUGGUAGUGAAUGUGAAUAUAAUCAUCUUCUACUAGAUAUAGAAGAGAUUGUUGAAUUGUUAUUUUAUCUCUCUUUCUGGAUUGAUAGCUAAUGACAUUGAUGCGACGUUUAAAUUCGUAACA